AGUGAACCUGUUGUGGCUCACCCCCUGCUCUCUGUGCACAGGUGUGCUGUACCUGCAGUACGGAGACGAGACCAAACAGAUCCGCAUGCCCAACGAGAUCACCGGCAUCGACACCAUCAGAGCUCUGUUCGUCAGUGCCUUCGCGGCGCAGCUCAACAUGAAGAUGCUGGAGUCGCCCAGCGUCGCCGUCUACGUCAAAGACGACAUGAGGAACGUGUACUACGAGCUCACCGAUGUCAGGAACAUCACGGAUCACUCCUGUCUGAAGGUGUACCACAAAGACCCGGCGCAGGCCUUCAGCCACGGACCCCGACCUGCUAAUGGAGACGCAAGG
This is a messenger RNA of Notothenia coriiceps (black rockcod), 334 nucleotides long. RefSeq names its product sickle tail protein homolog. Lineage: Eukaryota; Metazoa; Chordata; Actinopteri; Perciformes; Nototheniidae. The transcript has 2 exons. The record is from RefSeq and is a predicted model, not a curated record. Gene Ontology annotation, cellular component: cytoplasm. The annotation marks the transcript as partial.